AUGUUUGAAUCCGAGCUUUGCAUGAUCCAAGACAAAUACGCAUCUGAAUGGUCUCCCGCCGAUGAAGUAUCAUUUCUCGACGCGCGACUCAGCUUAUACCUCUACGCUCUCGGACAGAAGAAAAAGCCCGAAAACCUUCAAACCCUCCACCGAGAAAAGGAACACGAACUCAUUACACAAGGUAGCAUCACAGCAACACAACUCCUAACCAUCGUAACCACAUUCCCCGAUGCCCUUCGCAAAGGAACAAUCCACGUAUUCCGGUCCGCAGGAUACGCCGUAUUCUUCCUCCUACGUAUUCUCGGAACAGCGCCGAGGGAGUGUAUAGACGAGACGAGCAUCCGAAACAUCAUCAGACAGACCUUUACACUCAUGAGGGCUAUAUCCCAGACAUCCAAUGAUCGACGGUCGCAAUGCGUGCGGGUUUGCAGAAUCAUCGAGCACAUGCUGGACUGCGAAGACUGGAAUGAGAACCAGGACACACCGUUCCUGGGCAAGGCGGAGUCGUUUAUGGCUAUGAAUUUUGUUGCCGAUGUUGCGGCGAGGGGGAUUCUCAAGGCGUAUAAACAUACGCGACAGGCUGUCGCUGCACGAAUGGAACGCGAGCGUGAUCGUGAUCGUGGUCGUGAUCGUAAUUGUGAUUGUAGGGAGAGUGAUCCAGCAGGGGUUCAGCCAGAUGGGGGCUCGCAGUUUGAUCUUGACUUUUCGAUAUGGGAUCCUAUGGAAUGGCCAUUGAAUUGGCAGGAUGGUGAUGAUCUGCUGUUUCUCAGUGGCAAUAUAGGUGCAUCUUGA
This is a messenger RNA of Aspergillus puulaauensis, 792 nucleotides long. RefSeq lists its product as uncharacterized. Bases 1 to 792 code for a protein of 263 amino acids. NCBI's taxonomy places the organism in Eukaryota, Fungi, Ascomycota, Eurotiomycetes, Eurotiales, Aspergillaceae. The transcript has a single exon. The record is from RefSeq and is a predicted model, not a curated record.